GAGAGCAGCCAGACGUGAGGGAAAGUUACUGGUAUGCAGGGAAUCCCAGCAGUACUGAUGAUCACGAUCUAUGCGCAGCGAUCUCAACAUGAGCAUCCACGGCUGAGUGUUCCCGGAGCGUCAUCUAUCCAGUAACAAUGGGCGGCACGUGUUCGUCUGCUGCCGAGGCACCGGUGACGGAGACAGACAAGCGCGUCUGCUGCGUGGUGACCGAGCAGGAGCGCAGACUGCUGCGCAAGACGUGGCGAUACAUGACCAACCAAUACGAUCUGAUGGAGCUCGGCUGUGAAGUGUUUCUCAUGAUUUUCGAACUGAAUCCAGAGGCGAAGAAGAUGUUUCCGUGCCGCGAUGUCGAAGGCGAAGAGUUACUCACCAACCACGACUUUAAGGGGCACGCCUCCAGGUUCAUGCAGGCGGUGGGUGCGGCCAUUGAUCACCUGGACGAUCUACAGCUGGAGUUGGAGCCGUUGCUAUGCACGCUGGGAAGGACGCACGCCAACUAUCGAAAUCGCGGAUUCGUGCCGCAUUUUUUCGACGAGUUCACGGCGGCCAUGAUACAGACGUGGCAGAAAAAACUCGGGCGGAAAUUCACGCCGGAUGUCCGUGCUGCGUGGUUGACGAUGCUGUCGUUCGUCGCCGCGGCCAUGAAGAGCGGUUAUAAUGAAUAUAGUGCCCAGUAUAGUAGAUACUGA
Priapulus caudatus is the source of this 692-nucleotide messenger RNA. RefSeq names its product neuroglobin-like. The record is from RefSeq and is a predicted model, not a curated record. Lineage: Eukaryota; Metazoa; Priapulida; Priapulimorpha; Priapulimorphida; Priapulidae. The coding region runs from base 138 to 692 and encodes 184 amino acids. Gene Ontology annotation, molecular function: oxygen binding; heme binding. The transcript has 3 exons.